This is a messenger RNA of Oncorhynchus masou masou (cherry salmon), 1116 nucleotides long. RefSeq names its product B-cell lymphoma/leukemia 10-like. Gene Ontology annotation, cellular component: cytosol; CBM complex. The record is from RefSeq and is a predicted model, not a curated record. Gene Ontology annotation, biological process: adaptive immune response; positive regulation of extrinsic apoptotic signaling pathway; apoptotic process. The transcript has a single exon. The coding region runs from base 288 to 959 and encodes 223 amino acids. Lineage: Eukaryota; Metazoa; Chordata; Actinopteri; Salmoniformes; Salmonidae. Gene Ontology annotation, molecular function: protein kinase B binding; transcription coactivator activity; NF-kappaB binding.
CUCUCUGAGGCAGGAAUGUCCAAAUAAAAACACGCGCACGCACGCACGCGUACUCAGUUUCCUGAUAGGGAACUGAUCUACUGAGGGAGUUCCCUUUUUCACAAUAUUGGCUUCCAACCAGUUAAAUGACUCUCCAGGGUUAGAAAGGGGUUUGUUACAUUAUCUCAGUCAGUUGCUAAUAUUGCAAACCCUUAUCAUCUGAAAUUCCAACACUGCUGCACUGGGCAUUCCAGAGCCUGAGCAGCAGCUUCAGAAAACUAAAGAGCUCACAGGCAAUUGGCUGGAUAAUGGACUCCUGGUGUAUCACUGACGAAGACCUGGCGGAGGUCAAGAAGGAAGCGUUGGAGCGUCUGCGUCCGUACCUCUGUGAGAAGCUAGUGGCAGACCGCCACCUGGACUACCUCCGGUCCAGGAGGGUCCUUACGCGGGACGACGCCGAGGACAUCUGCUGCAGGGUGGGGAACAGCAAGAAGACCGGUAGGAUGCUGGACUACUUAGCCGAGAACCCCAGGGGCCUCGACUACCUCGUGGAGUCCAUACGCCGAGUGAGGACCAAGGACUUUGUCAUCGGGAAGAUCACCAGCGAAGUCGAGGCGGUGAAGAGAGAGACGGCCAUCUUGUCAGCAGCAGGUAAAUCUCCGCCAGUCUGUAUAUGCAAAGAGAAAACUCCCUUUGUGUCGUUGCAGAGUGACAGUACUGGAUACAAAGGAAGUAGUGACGCACAGUCCAUCCAAACCUCUCUGUCCAACUCCGAAGACAAGUGGGAUCAAAAUGAAGCAUCCUUUUUCUGGAGUGCCCUUCCUGAAGGAGUUAGUGUCUCUUCUCUACACAGUCUGCCAAAACCAGGAGAGCAGGGCGCUCCUUCAGUGCCCCUUGAGGACUUCGAGCCCGGGACAUUAGAGUCUGAGAGCAGUGACCAGUUUCACACCCUCCGUUCCUUUUCAACCCCCCCCCUCUGAUGGAGUAAUACAGAAUGCCUGGAUGUCUGGAUUCAAACACAGGUUGGAUUAUAUGGGGACAGUAAAGGGUUAGGUUUUAUUGUGUCAUAACUGUACAUGUCAUCGUUAUCGAAUGUUUUAUUUUCCAUAAUCAUAAAAGCUUACAGUGAAUCAACAA